CAGAUCUUGACCGAAUCCUCAUGAGAAUAUACACGUUUCUCUUGAAUCUGAAUUAAGAUCACUGUCAUUACGAUCUUUUCAUUAUUUUCCAAGAUGUUUUCUCGUAGUAUUUUCCUGCUGGUGCUCACAGUCGCUUCCAGCAUUCAAGCACAAGGAACUCCUCCUUUUACGAACUCGUCGACAAUCUCAUCUACAUCCUCAUCCAGUUCGUCUUCGAGGGAUUCUUCAUCAUCGUCGCUCAGCACGUUGACUUCGUCGUCUCCAUCUUCUCAAUCUUCUUCAACGUCAAAACCCUCUUCGUCUUCGGCCUCAAGUACCUCCGCAUCCUCAAGAGACGCGUUGGGUCUACAAUUACCUCCAAGUUUAAACACUUCAAUUACCACAGCAUCUUCGUCUUCGUCCUCGUCCGGACUCCCAUCACUAAAUAGCAGCACCAUCACCAACAGCUCAACCUCUCUCGCAAGCGUGACUGGAAAAUGCUGCUUCGUAGUUCAAGAUACCAUCAGCGAGCAAUGGUGGGCCAAAACCCGCCUCAGUUCCGCCGUCCAGGAAGUCAACGUAACGUCCUUCAUCACCUAUUAUACUAAUCUACCUAAUAUCACCACAUCUCGGACGGAGACAUUGGUUCUUCCAACGAAUGCUUCAUUUACUUGGACAUACCAGGUUGGAAGAAAUCCACUUUCCGGGUUCUUCAACCCUGCUCCAGGCCCGAUGGAAGUGACAUCUAUGUUGAAUGGGACUGCGACGAUGACUGCUGGUGUGUCAGUGAACUCACCAGCAGCAUUCUACGUGUAUAACACUGUCAAGGUAAUAACCGUAGACGCAGUGACCGAUAAACAAGGCAACGUCCAAUGUGCCCAAACAUCAAAAGGCAACAACAUGGAUGUCUUCAACGGGAUAAAUUCCAACGCAGAAGCAUACUUUGGCGGCCGGGAUAUCGCGACUUAUACCGUAAUUCCGACCAGCACAUCUUUCUACACGACCACCAAAACUGCUACAUCGUCAAAUGAAGCCUUCACGACAGUAUCUACCGGAUCUGUGUUGGGGUAUGAAACGAUUUAUCUCGAUGCAGCUGGAGAGCCGGCAGAUACCCAAAAUUUGCCAACAGGGACAAUGGUUGCUCUUCAAACACCCUUUAUUUACCAACCUCUGCGGGGACAGCAUGGCGCAGAUGGACCACCGGAUGUUUGCGCGCAAGGACCAGACAAGGAGGCAUACGGCUACCUCCCUCAAGUCGUGCUCGAUUACCUAGUGGAGAACCAGAAUCCAGAAUUGCAGUCUUGCUUACCAGGCGGACCGUCCAUUCUCCAGGCUGCGACCUGUACGGAGAUCGAACAGUUCUCUUCGACAGUACAGCAGGUGGCUUCCGAUUUAACGAGCUCGGUGACGAUAUAUGUUGGGAAGCCGGUGGUUCCAACGCCUGAGCCUAAACCUGAGCCAAAGCCAGAGCCUAAACCAGAGCCCAAACCAGAGCCACAGCCCAUUGAGCAGCCGAAGCCAGAGUCAGAGCAGAAGAUUAGUCCUGUACCGAUCCCGUUGCCGGUGACGGAUUCGCCUCUUGUGCAGCCAAAUCCAAAUCCACCGCAACCGACGGGUGCUGGGCAGAUUCUGCCGAGUCCAAAUCCAAAUCCCAAUCCCCCCAAUCCAAACCCACCGAGCCCUCCCGAUUCAGGCGUCGACGGGCCUGUCCGUCCCUUCACCGUCCCUCAGCCACCUCCAUCUCCGGCACCCGUGCCACCUCCAGCCAACCCAGGAAACUCCAUUGGCGCCAUCAUAAACUCCAUGUUCGGUAACCCACCUCCUCCCGUUGUUCCAGCCCAGAAUCCUCCCCAGGGAAACCAAAACCCAAACCCCGGACCAGCUGCUCCAGUCAUCAUCCCAGCAGCAACCACUAUUCCUAUUGCUCAGGCACCGCCUGGAGCGGUUGGUAGUUCUGCGAACAUAGGAGGAACGCCCGUGAUAAUAAUUCCUGGUCCGACGACUAUCGCUCAGCCUGGGCAAGGACAAGUGCAAUUGCAAGGGCAAGGAGCAGGCGCAGCACAACCGGCACCUCAACCGAUCAUCAUCCCGGCCGCAACAACGAUACCAGCUGCGAAUGCGCCGCCAGGAGCAAUGGGCAGCGUGAUCAAUAUUGGAAAUACCCCAUUCCUGGUUAUUCCCGGUCCAACAACGAUCCAGCAACAACCAGGAGGUGGUGUAUUUCCCACUAGUGUGAUAGAUGGCUCGACAGUUCUUGUGAUUCCAGGCCCGACCUCGAUACCGCUUGCGAAUGCACCUGCUGGCUUGACAGGCACUACAUCGACAAUCAACGGCGUGCCGUUUUUGAUCAUUCCUGGGCCAACAAAUGUACCCGCUCCAGCUGGAGUCGAACAAGGGACAUUUCCAACAACUGUUAUAGAUGGAUCGACUCUUCUCGCAAUCCCUGGGCCGACAUCGAUACCCCUUUCAGAUGCUCCAGCGGGCCUCACCGGCCAAACUUCAACCAUAAAUGGAACUCCAUUCCUGAUUAUCCCAGGCCCGACCAAUAUCCCAGCUCCAUCUCCAAAUGUCGGAGCAGGAUCCGGGACAUUCUCGACAACUACUAUAAACAAUACUCCAUUCCUCCUCAUCCCGGGCCCAACUUCCAUCCCGGCAUCUCUCGCUCCGCCGGGCUUACAAGGCUCCACAACAACUCUCAAUGGCACGCCGUUUAUCAUUGUGCCGUCUUCGACAAGUCUGCAAGCUAUAUCCCCAGGUACGACUGUGAUAUCAGGAGUUUCGAAUUUGGUACUGUUGGGUCCUACGACCCUGCCUGUGGACCCGAAGUUUUCGAUUUCGGGCAGCACGACCGUUAUUUCGGGGACGACGAUGGUUAUUGUGAGUGGUGCCACGACGGUACCGAUUCGGACUUCGAGUUCAAGCUCGAGUUCAAGUUCCAGUUCGACCGCUCAGCCGAGUGUGAGUAGGACAAGUACGAGUUCGGCGGGGGCGGCGCCGACUGGAACGGCGAAUUGGAUGGGUGGGUUGGGGGCGUUGGCUGGUGGAGUGGUGAUGGCUGUUUUGUGA
This is a messenger RNA of Cadophora gregata, 3045 nucleotides long. RefSeq lists its product as uncharacterized. NCBI's taxonomy places the organism in Eukaryota, Fungi, Ascomycota, Leotiomycetes, Helotiales, Ploettnerulaceae. The transcript is spliced from 3 exons. Bases 94 to 3045 code for a protein of 983 amino acids. The record is from RefSeq and is a predicted model, not a curated record.